GUCUCGGCCCUGCCCCAUGUUGUACUUGAACGCUACUCGUACUGUGUACAUGAUAAUCCAUGGCCAUGAUAACCAUAAUGCAUAUCCCGAUGCGUGCCCGAUUCUAUUUGAGCGGCUAGAAUGAGGGUUCAAUAAAGCCCUGCCCAUUCACCGUCGAAGAUUCGCCUUCAUUUGGUGGUAUUUCUCCAAUCGUCUUCAUCUUCUCAACGUCUCACUUCGCCUUGAAUUCGAGAGUUUUGGGCCGUUGCCAACAGCUAGGACAAGAACAAUAUCUUCCCUUACCUAGCUACACGUCGGGGCUUACCAAAAAAUACCACAGGGGUUUUUUCGUCUAUCGCGAGAAGGUAUCAAGUCUCGUGGGCAGAAAUCUUCCGAUAAGGGUAACUGGAGAUGGGAACAUGAGACAGAUAGCUGGCUUACACUCAUUCGCAGAUGGCAGCUCCUACUAAUACCAACACUGUCAACGACAAGAAUCUUGAUGCAAUGACUACUCCUUCUGCGGGGCUCUCUCCCACUCCUACAAUUCCUACGUCUCCUAUGCCAAACAUUACACCUAUCAUGUCUUACGAUAGCGUCGACACCGCAUACAAUGCCGAUCCAUACUCUCUCCUCGGUUCCAAGAAAGGCGACAUAAGCAUUGCUACACUUCGCACACAACAUCCUGAUCAAAAACGAACACGGAAAGUUAGAAAGAUCAAGAAUUUCUACGAUAGACAAAAUGCUCUGAUCGAUGCAUACCUAGGGAGCAGUAAUGAGGAAGCCGCGGAGGUUGAGGAUGGAAUUCAAAAUGGUGGAAAGAUUAAAUUCGCUAUCUAUGCUAGUUCUACCGUCAACUUUUGUUUGUUCAUCAUCCAAGUCUUUGCCGCUGUCUCAACUGGAAGUCUAGCACUUUUCGCCACCGCUGCAGAUGCUUUCAUGGACUUGGUUAGUUCUAUCGUGAUGUUGGUUACUUCACGAAUAGCCGCCAAACCUAACAUCACAAAAUUUCCUGUCGGUCGUAAGCGAGUUGAAACUGUUGGAAUUAUUCUCUUUUGUGCACUUAUGACUACCGUUUCCGUGGAAUUGAUCAUCGAAUCCUCUCGAAGUUUGGCAGAUGGUCCAAGGGAAAAUGAAACGCUCAAACCGAUUCCUCUAGUGUGCGUCGGUGUCGCUAUCUUUUCCAAGGCUGUUCUAUUCGUAUACUGUUUUACCUUACGCCGAUAUCCAACAUGUGCAAUCUUCAUGUUAGAUCACCGAAACGACAUUGUGGUUAACGCUUUUGGCUUGAUUAUGUCCAUCGUGGGUACCAAGUAUGCAAAAGUUUGGUUCUUGGAUCCUGCUGGUGCCAUUGCUAUUGCAUGUUUGAUCCUAUUUUCAUGGGCAUCAACUGCUUUCGAACAUAUGUGGCUUCUGGUCGGAAAGAGUGCCCCACGAGAGUUUUUGAACAAGCUCGUAUACGUUGCACUUACUCAUGACCCCAGAAUUCUAAAGAUCGAUACUGCGAGAGCGUAUUCUGCCGGUGAAAAAUACUAUGUCGAAGUCGACAUUAUUAUGAGACAGGAAGAAACACUGAAAGUCACACAUGAUGUUUCCCAAACUUUGCAAAGGAAGCUUGAGGGUUUGGCGGAUGUCGAAAGAGCUUUCGUCCAUGUUGAUUACGAUGAUUUACACGAUAUCUUCGAGGAGCAUAAACCACUUUAUGAGAUUCAAGAACCCAAAGUUCCCAUUUACGAAAGGGUUAGAGAAAGAUUCAAGAAGCAACAGCCCGGAAGAGAAGGAGGCGACGUAACGAGUCCGACGUCUUGAGUAGUAAAUCUCACACUUAGCCGAAGAAUGAAUGAUUAUGGACUCGAAAUGGGAACGAAGUUACAAUAUGGAGCUUGACUUUGGGAUUUGACUUGGAUUUGCAACGGCUGGAAAGCAGAACCUUCCCCACUUUUGUAAAUCGCAGCACGUUGGAGUAAGGUACUGAAAACUUUUCUCGUCAUCUAUUGCCGAGCGAAUCUUUAGUUUGAAAUAUGAUUCAUAACGAGCCUCUGACGCAUAACAUUGACGAAGAAGUCAACUACCAAACUUUUGAUUCAGGUUAUUUUCGAUCGAUCAAUGUACCGAACCUCUGCCGGAAAAUAUCAACGAGAUCGACAUGAGAAAAUAUUGUGUUGUGGGCCUGAUGCGUUUAUUCUUGGCUACAAGGUGGAUGAUAGACUAUCCGACAAAGUGUACAUACGCAAACUAGGCAUCGUCAAGUGCAAUAGGUCCGCUUAUACAACCUCUCGUUGGCGCACACGUAUGGUCAUUCGCAAUUGAAUGGAUCGACUGCUGGGAUGGAUAAAGCAAACGGAAAGCUGGGGACUGAGAAAUAAAUGAGCAUAUGAAACUUGGCAUGGAACAGCUUGAAAGUUGAUGUUUCGAUGGAGCAUGAUCUUGUCUUUCUUGGUGGGCUGUAGAAGUCGGUGGAUAAAGGGAAGAAAUGGAGUUUUUUGCGGUGUUGAUAGAUGGAAAGAUACCCCGGGCCUUUUUACUGCAUGGCGUUUAUAAAAUAAGAGCAAUUAAGAAAUUUGAGAAAUGUCAUGAUCAACCCUGUUUAUUCGCAAGUUUGAUCUAAGUGUAUGGAACUUAAGACGGGACAUCUGUUAAGUGCAGACGAUGGUGAAAUACGAUGGAGUCGAUAAUCUUUGUAUUGACA
This is a messenger RNA of Botrytis cinerea B05.10, 2665 nucleotides long. RefSeq lists its product as hypothetical. Gene Ontology annotation, molecular function: monoatomic cation transmembrane transporter activity. The transcript is spliced from 5 exons. NCBI's taxonomy places the organism in Eukaryota, Fungi, Ascomycota, Leotiomycetes, Helotiales, Sclerotiniaceae. The record is from RefSeq and is a predicted model, not a curated record. Gene Ontology annotation, cellular component: membrane. The coding region runs from base 433 to 1785 and encodes 450 amino acids. Gene Ontology annotation, biological process: monoatomic cation transport; transmembrane transport.